AUCGUUGAAGACAUACGAACAAUAUGUUCACUAAGAUUAUUGCAGUCGCUAUCUGCCUCUUCGGCUUGGCACAUGCAGGAGCCCUUUUCAACAGCGGCUACUCUGGCCAUGGAGGCUAUGGUGGCUAUGGAGGCUAUGGCUCCGGCUAUGGUAGCGGCUAUGGUUACGGAGGUUAUGGCGGCGGCUACGGUUACGAAGGCUACAGUCCAGCUACCUCGUAUACUUCAGUAACUAAAGUGGUCCCUAACACUGGAGCUCAUGGAGGAUACUAUGGCGGUCAAGGCGGAUAUUCAGGCGCUAUUGGUGGUUACAGUGGACUUGGAUACGAUGGGCAUGGUUACAAAAAUCUAGGUUACGGGGCUCAUGGUUACAACGGUUAUAACAAUCUCGGUUACGGAGCUCAUGGUUAUAAUGGUCUCGGUAACGCUGUAUCUUCAGUGUCUGUUUACAAAGAGCAUUCUCCGAGCUAUGCCGGCGCGUAUGGAGGAUAUGGUGGCUAUGGCGGAUAUGGACUAACCGGUUAUGGUAACGGUCUUUACGGAAACAAACUUGGAUGGUCGGCAAACGAGCAGACGGAUUACCUGAUGGUCUUAGUAUUCCUGUGCGCGGCGAGCCUCGCCAGUGCUGGCCACCUCCUCGAGGCUGCUGCCCCUGUGGCAUACAGCUCAGCGCCCGCCGUCUCCUCCGUGUCGUUCUCCUCCCACACCUCGCACGCUCCCGUCGCCACAUACGCCGCCGCUCCCGUCGUCGCCAAGACCUACGCCGCUCCUGCGUACGCCACCUACGCUGCUGGGCCCGUUGUAGCUAAGAGCUACGCUGCUCCCGCCUACACCACCUACGCUGCUGCCCCCGUUGUGACUAAGAGCUACGCUCCAUCAGUGUCUUACCAGUCCAUUUCAACCCACUCUGCUCCCGUCGCGUACGCCAAGACCUACGCCGCCCCUGCCGUCACCACCUACGCUGCAGCCCCUGUUGUCGCGAAGGCUGUUUCCCACCAGUCCAUCUCCAGCCACUCUGCCCCAGUCGUCCACACCUAUGCCUCAGCCCCUGCCGUAUACUCUGCCCCAGUGUACGCUAAGUCAGUAGCACCCGCAGUGUCCUACUCCUCAAUCUCCCACGCCGCACCAGUGACCUACGCCGCCGCCGCUCCCAUUGUUACCAAGACUUACGCUGCUCCCGCCGUCACCACUUACGCUGCUGCCCCCGUCGUGGCUAAAUCCAUUGCCCCAGCAGUGUCUUACUCUUCCUACUCGUCUCACUCCGCACCUGUGGCCUACGCUGCCGCCCCCGUAGUAACCAAGACCUACGCGGCCCCUGCGGUCACCACCUACGCCGCUGCUCCUGUGGUAGCUAAGACCUACGCCGCCCCAGCUGUUGCCACUUACGCUGCUGCUCCCGUCCUGAAAUCCGCGGUGACUUACUCCGCUGCGCCCGCUGUCUCCCACGUCACUUACUCUGGUCUCGGAGCCAACUAUGGUUGGUAA
Molecule: messenger RNA, 1484 nt
Organism: Spodoptera exigua (beet armyworm)
Lineage: Eukaryota; Metazoa; Arthropoda; Insecta; Lepidoptera; Noctuidae
Source: the annotation of a GenBank genome assembly